AUGGCAAUCGUCGGGGACUCGUUAAAUAAGAGGCGCAACUACACCGUCUGCGGUCUUGUUAGCAACCCGUUGUUCCAGAAGUGCGCGGAGGUCGCUCAGUAUGUGGCAGAAGAGUACAGUGAUGAAUUUUAUGUAGAUAUAUUCCGUGAGAUGCCUUGCGAGUUCUACAGUCGUAGAGAGCAGCUGUUAAACAGUAAGAAGAUAGAGGACGGUGGAAUGGAGGUCAUCGUCCUUGUGGGCGCCGAUGGGCACACCGGCCCCACCAACGGAGAGGGCGAGGCAAUGUCCGGGGAUGACUUCCUGAACAUGAUGCAGAAGGCAACUUGCUUUCGAGUUCUUAACAUCCCACCCGAGAGACCUGACUCUUACGAAAAUAUGGCGCAUCUUUCGUGGAAGAAUUACCUUCGGGAGCGGGGGAACACUUACUGCUGGAUGGAAAUAAGCAUUGGUGAGAUGGUCCACGGGCGCGUUACGUUUGAACUUUACUCGCGCGUAGUGCCCCACACCUGCAGCAACUUCUGGCACCUCUGUAAGGGCGACCUGAGUCGGGAUGCGGACGAGGGAGAAGAGCAGGUGCCAAUACUAAGCUACAAAAAUUCAACCUUCUUCCGCACUUUGCAUGGAGCGUGGGUGAUGGGCGGUGACAUCAGUGGAGGGAAUGGUCGGGGUGGAUAUUCCAUUUACGGUCGUUACUUCCCGAAUGAGUCUUAUGCCAUUCCCCACGAUAGGGUUGGGGUGCUUGGAAUGUGCAAUGACGGCGGAGACACCAACGCAUCUUCUUUUUACAUCACAAUGAAGGCCAUGCAAUGGAUGAACGGCCGCUACGUGGCGUUUGGCCGUGUGGUCGACGGCUUGGAAGUCGUACAUGCUAUCCACGCAGUAGAUGUAAAACACAAUCAGUGUCCGAAAAAGGUGAUAACCAUAAGUGACUGCGGUGUGAUUGACCUUACAGAGUGA
This is a messenger RNA of Trypanosoma brucei brucei TREU927, 957 nucleotides long. Its product is annotated as cyclophilin type peptidyl-prolyl cis-trans isomerase, putative. The record is from RefSeq and is a predicted model, not a curated record. Bases 1 to 957 code for a protein of 318 amino acids. Gene Ontology annotation, biological process: protein peptidyl-prolyl isomerization. Gene Ontology annotation, molecular function: peptidyl-prolyl cis-trans isomerase activity. The transcript has a single exon. NCBI's taxonomy places the organism in Eukaryota, Euglenozoa, Kinetoplastea, Trypanosomatida, Trypanosomatidae.